AUUCUUUACUUUCCGCCGAUUCAACCUCCGUUGUGCAAGACGGAGUACUUAUAAGCGUCCAUCCCGUUAUCACAUACGCCCUUCAUCCCUCGUUAGAUCUGGCCAGCCUACUCGUCCAUCAUGCCUAUGCUUCGCACCCUCACUGCACUCUACGCUUGCCUCGCUUUGGCGAGCAGCCUGCCAUCAUCAGGCAGCACCGCCACAUGCGAUCCCCACGGCAUCUUUCGCCUCGAGGAUCCGUCUGGACAGUACCUCGAACCCGGCUCAGGAUGCAAUGACGCCGGGGGCUGCUAUGCAUUCUACAACGCCAGCAGCACCACCGGCUUCGAAUACACCAUCGAGCACGGCACCAGCCACCUGAUGAUUGCCAAAGCCCCAAAGGGCUCCAAGUCCCAAGUCGGUCUCUACGCCGACACCGGCCAGAGUGUCGUGGUCUAUGGUGGCAUUUUCCCGUUCAUCUUCUCUCCCGCCACCCCCACCCAUCUGAACUGCACCGUCAAGCCGGAUUCGAGCGGCGAUGGGACGUGCGAUUUGGAUUGUCGCGGGACUGCUUACGGGCGGCUGUUCAAGCUUCAGAGCGUCGAUCCGACCAUGGAUGGUCAGUGGUUCCUUGGACGCAAGUAUGGCGAGAUCGUCUCCAAGGCAGUGUAUACUUGAAUAUUCUCCGAGUGUCAUUGGGCCGUUGCUCGUUGUGGGUGGCUAGGAAACGGAGCCAGUGGAGACGGCGCGUCGAGAAACCGAAUCAAUCGGUCGCUUCCGUCUGGCAGGGCGCCAUGGUGAUGGCGAAUACCAGAUAGAUAU
Neohortaea acidophila is the source of this 801-nucleotide messenger RNA. RefSeq lists its product as uncharacterized. The transcript has a single exon. Bases 121 to 657 code for a protein of 178 amino acids. The record is from RefSeq and is a predicted model, not a curated record. NCBI's taxonomy places the organism in Eukaryota, Fungi, Ascomycota, Dothideomycetes, Mycosphaerellales, Teratosphaeriaceae.